Molecule: messenger RNA, 2414 nt
Organism: Paramecium sonneborni
Lineage: Eukaryota; Ciliophora; Oligohymenophorea; Peniculida; Parameciidae
Source: the annotation of a GenBank genome assembly
AUGUUUACUAUUAAUAGAGAUUUUAUAUCCUCAACAACAGAUUCAGUUGAAUACUCUUCAAAUAUUUUAUUUUCUAAAAGAAAAAUUGCUAAUCACAAUAAACAAUUCUCUUAAAGUCUAUUUACUUCAAGAAAAUAAAACUUAAUCAAUAAAAGAAGCUCAUCAUUUUAUUCACCUAAUAUUAGUAUUUCUAAAAUUAAACCAGUAAUUGAUUAUCGCUCAAUAUUUUAAUAAAAUACUAAAAAAUUAAUCAUAAUCCUAAGCUUUUUUUAAUCACUCUCCUAAUAUUCAAAAGAAUAACUUAUAUAGAGAAUUGAAUACUUUAAAUCCAAAAAUAAAAACAUUCUACCAUUUUAUCCAGAUCAAUAUUUUAUAAUUAAAUGGAAUUAAUUCAUUUAAUUUUUAUUAUUUAUUUAUGCUAUUGUAUUUCCUUCACAUUUAGCUAAUCAAAUUGAUAUAGAUUAAUUUUUAUUUGUAAUUGAUAUAAUCUUUGCAAUUGAUAUAUUGAUGAAUUUCAUAACAGCAUAUAUUGAUGAAAAUUAUAAUUUGAUUAAAGAAUUUAAAUUAAUAUUUCUACAUUAUUUGAAAACAUGGAUGAUUUUAGAUAUUAUAUCAAUACCAUAAUAUUAAUUUUCAAUUCAAUAAUCCUACCUCUAAUUAUUUAAACUUUUUAGAUUAAUUAAAUACUUUAUUAAAAAGCCAUAAAAAAACUAUAAAGGAUAAAUAAUAUAUACAAAUAUAAUCAAUGAUUCUUUCUCAUUAGAUAAUAAUUACUAUCACUCAGAAGGAUGGAUAUUUUUAUUAAAUGUAAUAAUGAAUGCAUUUCUUCUUAUACAUAUAUUUGGAUGCAUUUCUCUAUUUCAUGAUAAUAGUGUCAAUUAUAUAACUAGUGUUUAUUGGUCAUCAUAAACACUUUUUACUGUAGGUUAUGGAGAUAUACCAUAGGAUCAUUAUUUCUCAGUUGUAUGGAUUAUUAUUUCUAUAGGAUAUUAUUCUGUUAAAAUUGGUGACUUUUCUAAAUUAUUAAUGCAAUUUAAUCUUUCUAAUGACGAUAAUCAAUAAUACAUAUUUGAUCGUUUAGCAUUGUAAACUAAAAUGCCAGAUGAUUUAAAAGAUUAAAUUUAAAAGUAUAUUAGAACAAAUACUUUAUAUAAUCAAUUUUGGAAAUAAGAUAUCAUUCAUAUGGUUAAUUAAUUUCAUAAACCAAUUCAAACUUAUUUCACCUUGAGUGUAAUGUUUGAUUUAUGCAUUAAAAUUUAAUUCUUUUUAUAAGAUGUUAAUCAUACUCAAAAUCUAUUGAAAACAUGUAGAUUUAUAAUUUAUGAAAAAAAUGAAAUAAUCUAUAGGAAAGGUUAAAUUUCUGAUGAAAUUUAUUAUUUAAUUAAAGGAGAUGUUAGAAUCCUGUCUAAAAAUAGAUUUAAUAUUUUAACUAUAUUAUAAGGUACAAUAUUUGGAGAAUUUGAAGCCUUAAAUGAGUAGCCUAGAUUUACUUAUGCUAUUGCUCAAUAGAGAUCUUAUGUUUUAAUUGUUUAAUUUAAAUCCUUUAUCCAGUGCCUCAAAUCAAGUAAAUGUAUUAAUUUUGAAGUUUCUUAAUUAUAUGCUAGAAGAAAAUAAUUAAUACUUUAAUAGUUUGAGCUUGAAAAAAGUAUAAAAAUUAUUAAUUUAGAUAAAAAGUUAAAUUGAAAAGAUUAAAACGAAAAAAUGUAAUCAUUUUCCAAGAUUAUUAUGAAAUUUCACCAAAAUUUAAUUAAAAAAAUACUGAUGAUAAUUAAUUUUAAACUAUUUAAUCUUAUCAUUACAACUUUUUGUAAAAAAUAAUUGGACAAGCUAAAUUAAAUAAAAAAAUUGUUUUUUAGAGAUUUUAGUAAUGUGUAAAUAGAGUAAUUGAUUAUUUAAGAUAAAUUGAUAUUACUCCACCUGAAGAUUGGAAAGAAUUAAAUGAAUAUCAUACUAUAAUCAAAGUCAUUCCAUUUUAACUUUUAGAGAAAAGAAAUUCACCAUUGAAAUAAUAAAAAAGAUUAUCUAACUUUUCAAAUUAAUCAUCAAAUAAAAAAUUAUUACUCUCUAAUUACAUUUUAGCAAAAUAACAUGAAUUAAAUAUAUAGAAGAAAAUUAAUCUGCUAUAGAAGGAAAGAUUUAUACCUUUGAAAUAAAUAUUUGAUAAAUUUGAUAAUUAAUCAUCUGAAACAAAUAUUCUCAAUAUUAAAAAUCCCUGUUUAUCAAAAAUUGUUUUAUCGUAAUCCAAAUAUCGUUCAUGGAAAAAUGUUAAAUAAAAUGAUGAAGUAUAAGUUAAUUCAAAUAUUAUACAAAUCUUUAAAAGACUUAACAAAGAUCUUAAGUAAAUUCAUAAUAUUUGGUUAUCAGGAUCUUUGAUUAAAUUUGACUUACAUAAACUAAUGUAUUAACAAUACUGA